GUUGUUGCGCCGCGAGCUCGCAUCAGCUAUGCGGUGUCAUCCACGGACUGCCGGCAAGUUCUACUACGUGGGCGCGGUGUUGGGCUGCACCGCCGAGGACGCCCACGAGGCAGCCCUGGAGGCAGACACGGCGGCGGCUCGGGCGCGCAGCUUCGAGGCACAACGCCGCGCUGGGACCCCGUCCGCAACCUCAGCCGGCACAGCAGCACCCAUGCGCUCUGGCGCGCUCCCAGCCUCCGCCGCCAUCUCCACCUCCCUGCCAUCUUCACGUCCGGGCCCGCCGAGCAGCAGCAGUGGCUGGCAGCAGCGCAGCCUCAGCGGCAUCGCUGCUUCCAGCUGGGGCGGCGGCGCUGCUGGCGGCGGCGGUAGCGCCAGUGCAGGCAGACGGUACAUUAUGCCCUCCAGGAAGAGCCUCGUGUAUGCGACGCGGGGGCGGGCGCUGCACCAACUGAUGCCGCACGGUGUGACGCGGCAGCUGGCCGGCAACGACGAGCCGCUCGCGUCCGCCGCCGCCGCCAACAGCGCCGCCGCGGCCGCCUCUGCAAACGACUCAGCCUCUGAUGACCCGGACUCUGCGGUGGCGAUGUCGAGUGGCGGCGGCGGCGGCGGCGGCCGCGGCGCGGGGCGGGGCGUGCCGCAGGAGGAGGAGCUGCGGUAUGGAAUGGGCGCGGGCGGCGGAAUGGACGCGGGCGUGAACCCGUGCCUCAUGUGGCCGGGCGCGUGCUCCUUUAUGCCCUUCACGAACAUCCAGGCGGUGGCCGCAGACCCAUGGUUUCGGCGCGCGUGGGUGCGGACAGGGUAGGCAAGGCAAUGCAUGCGAUAUCCGUAACGGCAGGAAGGUCUGGUACUGGUGUGGCGGCACUGCUGAUGACAACCAUUCCAUGCGACAGUUUGUUGAGUUCGUUCAGUGCUAACAGCAAUUGCCUAUUGAUACUGUCACAAAUUACGUGGUAUCAUACAACGGUCCGGGGCACAUAGCGCUAGUGGUCAAAGGGAAGCAAGGUGACAAGGAGUGUUCUGGACAUGCAGGUUGGAGGUGUUGACUUGAUUUGAGCAUCUUGUGUAGCGUGCACAAGUUGCGGCAGAUAGGGGCUGUAGUGUUAACUGUUGCAUGCUAGCUGAGUGGCUGUGCAAAAGAAUAAGGCCAGAAGCGGGUAAGGAGGCCAGCCAGGACAUAGUUGUGCCGCGCCAUGGUCUUCUCAAAGUUGUUUUACUCAUUGGCAGGAAGAUUGGUUGUCUGCACCACUGUAGUAGUCUGAUGUUCAUGCCUAGGUGCUUGAGGAGGUGCUGCUGGCCAAAGCGGGGGACGGAAUGGGGCGACAGGUGCCUCCUCCUAGCGU
Chlamydomonas reinhardtii is the source of this 1340-nucleotide messenger RNA. RefSeq lists its product as uncharacterized. NCBI's taxonomy places the organism in Eukaryota, Viridiplantae, Chlorophyta, Chlorophyceae, Chlamydomonadales, Chlamydomonadaceae. The transcript is spliced from 6 exons. The record is from RefSeq and is a predicted model, not a curated record. The coding region runs from base 29 to 802 and encodes 257 amino acids.